AUGUCUGGCCCAUAUACAAGAUUACAAGCCAGAAUAAAAGAAUUAAAUCCCAAUGCUGAAUAUAUUCCUUGUUCAGGGCAUUCGCUAAAUUUAGUUGGCACUAAUGCUGUAGAAAAUUGCUUAACUUUAUAUGAUUCAUAUGAAAAUAUUAAAAAUGCUCUUAUGUAUAUAGUUAAAAAUAAAAAUGAAAAACAAGCUUGUAUUGGUGAAGCUAAAUCUAUUCUUGCUUUAUUGAGCUCACCCGACACAUGUAUAAUGAUUUGUACAUGGAAUUCAAUAUUAACCAGAUUUAAUGAAAUUAAUAAAAAAGUACAGUCUGUCAAUAUUGAUCUAGCUAUGGUUGGAAAAAAAAGAAUAAAAAAGAGAAAGAAAAUGUUUGAUGAAAGCAAUACAGAAACAGAUGAAGAUGCAGAUUGGAAUUAUAAAACUAAAAUUUAUUUAGUUAUAAUUGAUUUAUUAAAGACACAAUUAAAUGUAAGAUGUGAAGCAUAUUCAUCAAUUCUUGAAGUAUAUGGUUGCAUUCCAACACUAUAUAAGGACCAUAGUAAACAUGAUAUAAAACAAACAUGUUACAAUUUAGCUCAUAAAUUUCCAAGACAUAUUCAAUCUUCUAAAUUACUUGAAUAUGAAUGCUUCCAAUUUAGAAAACUUAUUUUAACAGAAAAAGAGCUAUUAGAGAUUUCUACUGUAUCACCAGCAUGUAUUAUGUUAAAAUAUAUCAAAGGUGAGGCAUUAUAUUAUGGAAUCUUUCCAAAUGUGGAAAUAAUUUUAAGAAUGUACUUAAGUACUGCUGUUUCUAAUUGUACGGGAGAGAGAUCCUUUUCGGUGUUAAAAAGAGUGAAAAAUUAUAUGAGAUCUUCAAUGAAAGAUGAUCGUUUAAAUGCACUUUAUCAAUUAAGUAUUGAGUCAGAUUUAUUAAAAAUACUAAGUUUAGAUGAAAUUAUAAAUGAUUUUGCCACCUCAAAAUCAAGAAAAAAAAUGUUUCUCUAA
This is a messenger RNA of Macrosiphum euphorbiae (potato aphid), 990 nucleotides long. NCBI's taxonomy places the organism in Eukaryota, Metazoa, Arthropoda, Insecta, Hemiptera, Aphididae. The record is from the annotation of a GenBank genome assembly.